AUGUCAUUAAACAUAUCAUUGUACACGGUCUCAGCCGUGUUGAUACUAGACAAUGAAGGGGGUCGGGUUUUUGCCAAAUAUUACCAGUCACCGGAAGAUCCCAGUAGCACAGAUGGACCAUUGAGUAACUUAACGGGCCAAACCAAGUUUGAAAAAUCAUUGUUUGAGAAAAUCAACAAGAUGAACCAAGACAUCAUAUUAUAUGAUAACCAUUUGGUCACAUAUAAGCAGACCAAUGAUGUGAUUAUAGUUGUGGUGGCGAAGUUGAAUGAGAAUGAAUCGUUGAUUUAUAGUUUAUGUGCUAACUUAUUAGAGAGUUUGACUGUAUUGCUUGAUCGUGCAGUUGAUAAGCUGACGAUUUUGGAGAAGUUUGAUAUGGUUGCACUUUGUGUUGACGAGACUAUUGAUGAUGGGAUUAUCUUGGAGAUUGACCCAGCCAUUGUGGUGAGUAGAGUUACCAAUCCUCCUUCCAGUUCAUCUUUGGCCACGGAUACUGGUUCACUUAAACUUGAUCUUAGUGAGAGAGGGUUCAUGAAUGCCUUAUCGUUUGCUUCUAAAAAGAUCGGAGAGAGGUUACAACAAGGGUUGUAG
This is a messenger RNA of Lizanozyma spartinae, 591 nucleotides long. It is a transcript of the gene RET3, whose product is annotated as coatomer subunit zeta. Gene Ontology annotation, cellular component: COPI vesicle coat. Gene Ontology annotation, biological process: intracellular protein transport; intra-Golgi vesicle-mediated transport; retrograde vesicle-mediated transport, Golgi to endoplasmic reticulum. Lineage: Eukaryota; Fungi; Ascomycota; Pichiomycetes; Serinales; Debaryomycetaceae. The transcript has a single exon. The record is from RefSeq and is a predicted model, not a curated record. Bases 1 to 591 code for a protein of 196 amino acids.